CUCGUGACGGUUGGAGGUGUCUCAGGUGUUUCUAAUCACACAGGUGAGACUCGUCAAAGAGUGUGACGUCACAGCGGAUCAGAGCGCGCUCGCUGGUCGGUGAGACAGGAUGCUGUCUGUCUGUGUGCUGGUGUGUCUGCUCACCGUUCACUCAGCUCUCCAUGCGAGUCUGAUCCAGAAUCAGCUGAACGGGACUUUAAAUGAGACUUUCUCUGGAUACUUUGGAUUCAGAGACCUGUCGGGGGUGCGGUCCUUCAGUCCAGAACAGGAGCUGGAGUCCAGGAUCAUCGGGGGUCAGGAGGCCUGGGCCAACUCGUGGCCCUGGCAGGUUUCCCUCCGGUUCGCCUCCAUGUCGGCCUGCGGAGGAGCCAUCAUCGCCCCCACGUGGGUCGUCUCUGCUGCUCACUGCUUCAAAAGGUACAAUAAAGCUUCUUUCUGGACGGUUCUGGCUGGAAAACACGACCUGGAUAAUCCUCAUGAACCCCGACAACAAGUGGUUGGAGUCUCCAUGAUCAGCAACCAUCCGGCCUACAACACUCGGACCAAAGAGAGCGACUUGGUUCUGCUGAAGCUGCAGCAACCGCUGGUCUUCAACCAGUUCGUCAGACCCAUCGACAUCUGGAUGUCUCCGCUGACCCCCCUCAGGAAGUGCACCAUCACGGGCUGGGGGUCCACCCGAGAGAAUGGACCUCGAGUUAACAGACUGCAGGAGGUGAACGUGACCAUCCUGUCCCCUGAAGCCUGUGACCGGUACUACCGCGGGAGGAUGCGACCCUCCAUGUUCUGUGCUGGGAAGCACUCAGGAGGAGCAGACGCCUGCCAGGGGGACUCUGGAGGUCCUUUGACCUGCUUCAACGGCAGGAGAUAUGAGCUGGCAGGUUUGGUGAGUUGGGGGGUCGGUUGUGGACGAGCAAAAAGACCAGGAGUCUACACCAAAAUCCAACAACACACUCAGUGGAUCUCCGACAUCAUGAAUCAGGACAUCUCGCAUGAAGAUGACGUCAGUACUGAAGAGAACACGUGUGGUAAGAAGCAGAGCUCCAGCUGUCAGAAGGUUCCAGGCCUCGCUGCUCUCUCGGUGUCCCAGAACGGGACCGUGUCUGUGGGGAACGUGACCGAGUGUUGCCCCUUCUUCUGGCCCUGGCAGGUCAGCCUGCAGUCCAACAGACGCCACUACUGCAGCGGAGCGCUGAUCCACCAACGCUGGGUCCUAACUGCACAGCACUGCAAUGUCAGAGCUAGAGAGGACGUGGUGGUUCUGGGAGUUUAUGACCUCCGGUUCUCAUCGUCUCAAACCAUCCCGGUGGACGAGGUCUUCAAUCUGCCACAGGACGGCAGCUUCCCCCCGACCUCUGACCUGUCACUGCUCCGCCUCAGCGUGCCCGCCAGACUCGGCUCUCGUGUGUUUCCAGUUUGUGUCCCCGAUGAGGAGGACGACGAGGACCUCGAUGACAGCUGGUCUUGUGUCACAACCGGCUGGGGAGCCUUGAAAGCAACAGAGGACAUCAAUCCAGAGCGGCUGCACCACGUCGGACUGACUUUGGUUAAUCAGACGACCUGCAGGGAGAAGUGGGGGGAAGGACUCAUCACUGACUCCCACAUCUGUUCACAUCCUGCAGGCUCCACCUCCUGCAUGGGUGACUCCGGAGCUCCGCUGCUGUGUCGGAAACGUGGCGCCUACUUCCUGUUUGGCGUGGUCACGUGGGGCAGCAGGCGGUGUGACGCAGACAAACCGGCCAUCUUUUCCAGAAUAUCUGAUUAUCGCUUGUGGAUGUCUGACGUGACUGAAGACGUCUGAAUGUUUCUGUUAGAAAAUAAACUCUUUAACUGGAAGCUGUGGACUUUUACUUCGUUCCAGCUGAUACGAAAUUGAAUUUA
Anarrhichthys ocellatus (wolf-eel) is the source of this 1878-nucleotide messenger RNA. RefSeq names its product transmembrane protease serine 9-like. The transcript is spliced from 13 exons. Gene Ontology annotation, molecular function: serine-type endopeptidase activity. Bases 110 to 1798 code for a protein of 562 amino acids. The record is from RefSeq and is a predicted model, not a curated record. Gene Ontology annotation, biological process: proteolysis. Lineage: Eukaryota; Metazoa; Chordata; Actinopteri; Perciformes; Anarhichadidae.